This is a messenger RNA of Tripterygium wilfordii, 3281 nucleotides long. RefSeq names its product beta-galactosidase 3-like. NCBI's taxonomy places the organism in Eukaryota, Viridiplantae, Streptophyta, Magnoliopsida, Celastrales, Celastraceae. The record is from RefSeq and is a predicted model, not a curated record. Gene Ontology annotation, biological process: carbohydrate metabolic process. Bases 216 to 2777 code for a protein of 853 amino acids. Gene Ontology annotation, cellular component: cell wall; vacuole. The transcript is spliced from 19 exons. Gene Ontology annotation, molecular function: beta-galactosidase activity; carbohydrate binding.
AUACACUUGUGGCAGUGAGGGGGUGAAAGCUGUUCACACAUUGCCUUAUAUAUGCAUCUAUUGCUAUGUCCAGAGUCUUAAACCUGUGAAGUAAUGGACCCCCAAAGAGUCUAAUUAGAGCACGACUCUCUUCAUUCUCAUUUUCUCUGCCUGAAGAAGAGAUUCCGGGCCCUGUGUGGAGAAAACUAAAGAGUGGAAGUGAAGGAGAAAACGAGAUGGGAACUCAUUCGGUGACUGGAUUGUUAAGUGUGCUGUGUUUGGCGUUGUUCUGGGGUUCACAGCUGAGCCAGGGCAGUGUGAGCUAUGACUGGAAGGCGAUUGUCAUCAAUGGCCAAAGAAGAAUCCUCUUCUCUGGUUCUAUUCACUACCCAAGAAGCACCCCUGAAAUGUGGGAAGAUCUGAUACAGAAAGCAAAAGAUGGGGGCUUGGAUGUGAUUGAAACCUAUGUUUUCUGGAAUGUUCAUGAGCCUUCACAGGGCAAUUACAAUUUUGAAGGAAGAUAUGAUCUGGUGAGAUUUAUAAAGACGGUGCAGAAAGCAGGACUUUAUGCCCAUGUCCGCAUUGGACCUUAUGUUUGUGCAGAAUGGAAUUUUGGAGGGUUUCCAGUUUGGCUCAAGUAUGUCCCAGGAAUCAGCUUCAGGACAGACAAUGAACCCUUCAAGAGGGCAAUGCAAGGGUUCACUGAGAAGAUUGUUGGACUGAUGAAGAGUCAUAAUUUGUUCGAGUCCCAGGGUGGCCCCAUUAUACUCUCGCAGAUUGAGAACGAGUAUGGAGCACAGAGUAAGUUACUCGGAGCUGCUGGGUAUAAUUAUAUGACAUGGGCUGCCAACAUGGCCAUUAAAACAGGAACUGGAGUUCCCUGGGUGAUGUGCAAAGAAGACGAUGCCCCAGAUCCAGUGAUAAACACAUGCAAUGGUUUUUACUGCGAUGCAUUCUCUCCCAACAAACCCUACAAGCCCACUAUGUGGACAGAAGCUUGGAGUGGCUGGUUUAAUGAAUUUGGUGGCCCAACUCAUCAGCGACCGGUUCAGGAUUUGGCUUUUGCAGUUGCCAGAUUUAUUCAGAAGGGAGGUUCCUUUGUUAAUUACUACAUGUAUCAUGGAGGAACCAAUUUUGGACGUUCAGCAGGAGGGCCUUUCCUUACUACCAGCUAUGACUAUGAUGCCCCUAUAGAUGAAUAUGGUUUGAUCAGGCAACCUAAGUAUGGACAUCUGAAGGAGCUUCAUAGGUCCAUUAAGAUGUGUGAGCAAGCUUUAGUUUCUGCUGAUCCUAUUGUAACUUCAAUGGGGAACUUCCAACAGGCUCAUGUAUUCACCACAGAAUCGGGAGGUUGUGCAGCUUUUCUCUCAAAUUAUGAUACAAAAUCUGCUGCUAGAGUGUUGUUCAAUAACAUGCACUAUAACUUACCUCCUUGGUCCAUCAGCAUCCUUCCUGAUUGCAGAAAUGUGGUGUUUAAUACCGCAAAGGUUGGAGUUCAAACAUCACAAAUGCAAAUGUUGCCAACAAACGCUCGAAUGUUCUCAUGGGAGAGUUAUGAUGAAGAUAUUUCUUCUCUGGAUGACAGUUCAACAUUCAAUGCUGAAGGUCUCUUGGAGCAAAUUAAUGUCACUAGGGAUGCUUCUGAUUAUUUGUGGUAUAUAACAAGUGUUGAUAUUGGUUCCUCUGAAUCGUUCCUGCGUGGAGAACUCCCAACUCUAAUUGUUCAAUCGAGUGGGCAUGCUGUGCAUGUCUUUAUUAAUGGACAGCUUUCAGGUUCCGCCUUUGGGACAAGGGAGAAUAGGAGAUUUACAUACACCGGCAAAGUCAACUUGAAUGCUGGAAAAAACAAAAUUGCAUUGCUGAGUGUUGCUGUUGGAUUGCCAAAUGUUGGAGGACACUAUGAAACAUGGAACACAGGUAUCCUUGGUCCUGUUGCCUUGCAUGGACUUGACCAGGGAAAAUGGGACUUGUCUUGGCAGAAAUGGACGUACCAGGUUGGGCUAAGAGGCGAGGCCAUGAAUCUUCUCUCUCCCACUAGUACCUCCUCAGUUGAAUGGAUGCAAGCUUCAUUAGUUGCUCAAAGACCGCAGCCGCUGACUUGGCAUAAAACAUAUUUCGAUGCACCUGAAGGAGAUGAGCCAUUGGCUUUGGACAUGGAGGGUAUGGGAAAAGGACAAAUAUGGAUUAAUGGACAGAGCAUUGGGAGGUAUUGGACUGCAUAUGCCAAAGGUGAUUGCAAUGGGUGCAGUUAUGCAGGGACAUUUAGACCUCCAAAGUGUCAACUGGGCUGUGGCCAGCCAACUCAGAGAUGGUAUCAUGUGCCUCGGUCAUGGCUGAAACCGACGCAAAACCUCUUGGUAAUUUUUGAGGAACUCGGAGGGAAUCCUUCAGGGAUUUCUCUUGUGAAGAGAUCAGUUUCCAGUGUUUGUGCUGAAGUCUCUGAGUACCACCCAACUAUCAAGAAUUGGCAAAUCGAAAGCUAUGGAAAACCAGAAGAGUUCCACAGCCCCAAGGUUCACCUGCGAUGUAGUCCAGGCCAGUCCAUUUCUUCCAUCAAGUUUGCAAGCUUUGGAACUCCUUUGGGAACAUGUGGGAGCUACCAGCAAGGACCGUGCCACGCUUCUACCUCAUAUGCUACUAUAGAGGAGAAAUGUAUCGGGAAGCAGCGAUGUGCAGUCACAAUAUCGAACACUAACUUCGGGCAAGACCCAUGUCCAAAUGUAUUGAAACGAUUGACAGUUGAAGCUGUUUGCGCCCCAACAGUCUCUACAACAGCGCAACCCAAUUGGAGGGGAUAAUCAUACCAAGGAGGGACACUUAACAUAAUGUUGCCACUAGUGAUUUAACUAUAUACGUAUCUGCAAGGAAGAAAGAAUACCAAAGAAUACAAGGAAAUCUUUUCUUCUUGGGUAGGUUGAAUGCAGUAGACCUCUCAAAUGGUGAGACUCUACGCCCCAGAAUGUUUGAUGCUUUAGGCAAUCAGUGAUUAAUUUAAGUUGGUUAGUGAAGUUAUGUGAAAUAGCAGUUGUUUAGCUAGGUUGAGUUUGUGAGUUCCUAGGGGCCUACAAUUCUGGACCCUGGGAAUGAUCUGAAUCCCCAGUCCCAGGCCUUUUAACCGGAUAUGGGAACUGGGUGAAGAGUUGCUGUCAAUUUGUGUGAUUUAUUUUCAUUUUGUGUCAAUGGGGGUAAAUUUAUAACCCCAGAGAGAGUCAUGUUCAAGUUGGGAGAGGAUCCUGGUGUGACCUUUGUGUUCUGUGCAGCUCUUGAUGGAAAGUAAUGAAGGUUCUUGUUCUGUUCCAUUU